UAAAACCUCAUAGUUUUCAGAGUAAUCAAGUAAAUACUUUCUUCGAAAAAUAUAUCCAAAAAUAUACACGUUUCCAGCAUUUUACACGAGGAUCUCCCAUUAAAGGUGUGUUAGCGUAAAUAAGUAUACAGCAAUUGGCCGCCUCAAGGCGCUGUACGCAUCGAGGAAGUAUUUUUCACUUAACAUCUAGGCGCCGCACGCAAUCAAAAGGUUAAAGUGCUCUAUUCAAAAUGAAGCUUCAUUGUAAUGUAGAAAUAAAUAAUAGAUCAUUUGCAACAAAUAUAAUAAGAAAAAAAUCACAACGUUCCAUUUUAGCAAUUGGAAAACCGACAAUAAAAAGUACAGAAUUAUAUAUUCUUUGGCAAACAUUACAAAAUAAGCAGGCUAUUAAAUAUAAGAUUGAUAAUAAUAUAAAUAAAAUAUUUACAAAAUUUAUCGAUGAAGGAAAGGCUACAAUUCGAUUAAUACAACCACCACAUGAUUUAAUUAUUCAGUCUGAUAUAAUUCAGCUAAAAAGUUUCCUUCAUAUUUUAAAACUUGGAAUAACUAAAAAAAUUGAUUCAUCAGUACUUGAUAUUUUAAAUCUAAACCCAAAAUGCAUGAGUUCUGCUCCAAAGAUUAAAGUGGUUGUUAAUAAAUCUUCAGAAUAUCCAACUUUGGAGGGUUUUCCAAGAACAACAGAAGAAUUAUAUUUAGUAGGAUUAAAUAGAAAAUCAUUUGAUAGACAAAUUUUAAAGCUUCAAAGUUUAAGAAUUUUAAAUUUAUCUAACAAUCAGAUUUGUUCUUUACCAAAUGAAUUGGGCACUUUACAGCAUUUACAACAACUUAUUUUAUCACAAAAUCGACUUCAUAAAUCUUUGAAAUGGAUAUGGUUAGAUCAAAUUGCUGUAAGAUCCAAUUUAAAAUUAUUAGAUAUAAGUAAUAAUAUGUUACAAAAAUUACCGCAACAAAUUGGAAAACUUGAUGGCCUUAUUAACUUGAAAGCGAGUCAAAAUAUGUUGACAUAUAUACCACAAAGUCUUGGAAAGUUACAUAAGUUGAAAUAUUUAGAUUUAUCAAAAAAUAAUUUACAUUGCAUGCCUGGAAGUAUAAGGAAUUUACAUCUUAUUUUGUUAGAUUUAUCGGACAAUGAAUUUCUACCUACAGAUUCAUAUUCCAUGUGUAAAAUCGAUGUGCCAAGUUUAACUGAAUGUGCAGCCAAGUCAUUUUUAAAAACAAGAUGCUCAUAUGAUGCAAGCAUAAUUCCAGUCACAUUGGUAAAAUAUUUGGAUGAGGCAAAGUAUUGUAUUUGUGGCAAUCCAUGUUUUCAAUGUUAUAUAAGGAAAUUAGUGAAAUUUGGUUUAAAUACAAUAGCAACUACUACAAAGAUAUCACGAACUACUGUAGUACCAUUUGAUUGUUAUUUUUGCUCAAUAAGAUGUUUACAUUAUGCAAAACUUUAUUAA
Molecule: messenger RNA, 1445 nt
Organism: Eufriesea mexicana
Lineage: Eukaryota; Metazoa; Arthropoda; Insecta; Hymenoptera; Apidae
Gene: Lrr47
Product: Leucine-rich repeat 47
Exons: 4
Coding region: 231-1445 (404 amino acids)
Cellular component (GO): cytoplasm
Molecular function (GO): protein binding
Source: RefSeq, a predicted model, not a curated record